AUGUUGGAAUAUAAUUUUACCAUGCCAACUGAAUUCAUUCUUGUUGGAUUCACAGAUUAUCUACCUUUUAGAGUCACCCUAUUUCUGGUAUUUUUAGUAGUAUAUGUGCUAACAGUGGUAGGAAAUAUGGGAUUAAUAAUCUUAGUUAAUGUCAAUGCAAGCCUUCAAACCCCCAUGUAUUAUUUCCUUAGUAAUUUGUCUUUCUUAGACAUCAGUUACUCGACAGCAAUUGCUCCUAAAAUGCUGGUGAACUUCUUAGCAUCUAGGAAGAGCAUCUCUCCAUACGGUUGUGCACUACAGAUGUUUUUCUUUGCUUGUCUUGCUGAUGCUGAGUGCCUCAUCCUGGCAGCGAUGGCAUAUGACCGCUACACAGCCAUCUGCAACCCAUUGCUCUAUUCCACACUUAUGUCUCGGAGAGUCUGUCUCUGUUUCAUCGUGUUGGCCUAUUUCAGUGGAAGUAUCACUUCGCUGGUGCACGUGUGUCUCACCUUCCGGCUGCCGUUUUGUGGUUCCAAUGUGGUCAACCAUUUUUUUUGUGAUAUACCCCCUCUCCUGGCUUUAUCGUGUGCAGAUACUCACAUCAAUGAGCUUCUGCUCUUUGCCCUGUGUGGCUUCCUACAGACCAGCACGUUUCUGGUCAUUUUUAUCUCUUACUUCUGCAUCCUUAUUACUGUUUUGAGCAUUAAAUCCUCAGGAGGCAGAAGCAAGACAUUUUCUACCUGUGCUUCCCAUCUCCUAGCAGUUGCUUUGUUUUAUGGGACGCUCUUAUUUAUGUACUUACGUCCCAGCACCAGCUAUUCUCUAGACACUGAUAAAGUGGUGGCCGUGUUUUAUACGGUUGUCUUUCCAAUGUUUAACCCAAUGAUCUACAGCUUUAGAAACAAAGAUGUAAAGAAUGCUCUUAAAAAAUUAUUAGACACAAGUUCGAUCUUUAAAUAA
Messenger RNA from Echinops telfairi (small Madagascar hedgehog), 939 nucleotides. Its product is annotated as olfactory receptor 5AS1. Gene Ontology annotation, molecular function: G protein-coupled receptor activity; olfactory receptor activity; odorant binding. Gene Ontology annotation, cellular component: membrane. The transcript has a single exon. Gene Ontology annotation, biological process: sensory perception of smell; G protein-coupled receptor signaling pathway. The record is from RefSeq and is a predicted model, not a curated record. Bases 1 to 939 code for a protein of 312 amino acids. Lineage: Eukaryota; Metazoa; Chordata; Mammalia; Afrosoricida; Tenrecidae.